CAGUGUUAUCCGAACCAACACACAGUCAACUUCAACUUGAGCGCAGCUGCAGAGCAUAUCAGGUUUCUGGACUGUGAGAGUCACACACCCCUUACUGAAUUACGGUAGAGCAGAGCAGCACAACUGUCCUUCACUGUCCAGGCCAAGAAAGAUGCAUCAAUACAGAGCUUGUGCCAUGAAGUGAUCACUCUAUGAACCUGCUUUCUCCGCCGACUCCUUCCCCACCCGUCUCACCUAUAAACAUGAGCUUAUGUGACAGUAUGAGAGGUUGGAGGUGGCGGGGCAGCGCUGGAGGACUCAGGACCCUCGUGGGAGUGAUGCUGCUUGGGUUCAGCAUGGCCCAGUCUGUCCCUCCUCAGACUGCCUGUGCAGCAGCUGUGACCCCGCGGAGCCUCCCCUUACCUCAGUACCAGGACACGGGAAACAACACCGGCGAGGGCUUUAUGGCAGCUCUGGUCCAGUCCUUCCUCCACACAGUCCAGCCUAACCCAUUUCCUGGAGAUCUAAUCUUGAAAAUAGUCGAUAAUGUGGAUCAAAAGUCGUCAAAUCAAGACCUCGUCAAAGAAGUCCUGGUGUAUGAAGUGGGGUUCCUGGUAUGCACAGCAAUUGGUAUCCUGUACAUCAUUCUGAUGCCCAUCGUUGGCUUCUUCUUGGCGUGCUGUCGCUGCUGUGGCAACUGUGGUGGGAAGAUGUACCAGAAGCAGACGUCCUCCAUUCACUGUCGCAGAAGAACUCUCUACUGGGGUGCAUUUGUCACCACAGUCAUUAUCCUUGCUGGGAACAUUUGCAUGUUCAGAAGUAAUGAAGCGCUAAAUGUGAGUGUGGAUCAGAGUCCAGUGAAGCUCAACACGACUCUAGACAACAUCCACACCUUCCUCACAUCUGUGCCUCAGCAACUUGACUAUGUGGUGAACGAGAGCUACAAAACUAUACAAGAAGUCACCACAAACCUUGAUGACAUUGGACGUCAGCUGGGAACAGAGAUCCAGGAGCAAUUCAACCCAACUCUGGGUCCAGCGCUGCACCCAGUUAUACGUCUGAACCAAGAGACUAGGAACACCAGUGUUCAACUUGACAAACUGAACUCGUCUUUGGCCGAGCUGCAGUCCAGCGUCAAUUCCCUCCAGGCCAAUGUUACCAUUGUUAGAAGUCGCAUCAAUGAGACUUUGUCCCACCCAGACUGUACUGGCUGUAACGUCCUAAAGUCAGAGCUACAGGCGCUAACACUGGACACCUCCAUCACUAUUCCCAGCCUGAAUGAGCUCCAGUCUGCGGUGGAUGAAAUCAUCAAAAUUAACCUCACAGCGAAAAUUGAGGAGGUGGAGAAUUAUUUCAACAGCAUCCCCCAGAGGGUGGUCAAUGACACCAAGGAUGUUGUUCAAAAUAGCAAGCAGCAGUUGGGUGACAUAAAAACCCAGAUCUCACAGGUUACCAGUAACAUCCCUGCUCUGACCAACGUGUCGGGGGCUCUGAACCAGGCGCGUGUAGAAAUCAGCAAAGUCACCCCAGAGGUUGAGAGAGCCGAGAAUAUUAGGUGGGCGCUGUGUGUUGCCCUGUGCUGUGUCGUGCUCCUGGUGGUGGUGUGUAACCUCCUGGGUCUGGUCCUGGGCCCUGCGGGUCUGAAACCCAAAGCAGACCCCACAAAGCGCUCCUGCACGGCGGAUUGUGGCGGCACCUUCCUCAUGAUGGGUGCAGGCGUCAGCUUCUUCUUCUCGUGGCUGUUCAUGAUAGUGGUGCUGCUGCUGUUCCUGCUGGGCGGGAACGUUUACACUCUGCUCUGUCGGCCCUGGAACAACGGACAGCUGCUGAAGUUCAUUGAUUCUCCAGGUUUAAUUCCAGGGAUAGAUCAGACUGUAGGAUUUAAUAACAUCAGUUUCUCUGAUGUCUAUAGAGACUGUGAGGAUAACAAGUCUCUGUGGACAACACUCCACUUGUAUGAAGAAAUAGACCUCGGAGAAUUCCUCAAUGUAUCUAAGUACACAGAGCAGAUCCGGCAGCAGUUUGAGGACACAGACAUCACUCUGUCCGCCAUCACCCUCCUAAGCCCUGAAGUUAAAAAACAACUCAGCAGCUUCUCCGCCGACGCUCAAAGUUUUGACUCCACUGCUAUCACACAGCAGGUGAACAACAUUUCCAGGAUCAAUCUGAAUACAACAGCUGAUAAACUUGAUAACUUAGCUUCCGUUCAAACAAACACUGAUAUUCAAAAAGAUCUCCAAACACAAGCCAGUGACCUGAGGCAGAUCCAGACCAGCAUAGACACAACCAUCAUCCCACAAGUGGAAAACCUGAACUCGACCAUCAAGGGCCUUCAAUCCAACAUAGAAAAAAUCAAUGGAACAGUGGGGGAGGUGCUGAGCAACGUGGGAGCAGCACAAGACUUCCUCAACACAAAUACGACACAGAUCGUCAAGACCGAGAGCAGAAAGUUUUUGGACUGUCAGCUGGGUUACUUCGUUGCUUACGCUGAGUGGGCCAACCUCACGAUCACACAGCAGGUGGGCCGCUGUCGGCCGGUGGCGGGCGCGUUGGACUCGCUGGAGACCAUUGUCUGCUUACGCGUGGUGGAGUCUCUGAAUGCGUUCUGGUUCAGUCUGGGCUGGUGUUUGAUCUUCUUCAUCCCCAGCAUCAUCUUUUCCAUCAAGCUUGCCAAAUACUACAGGAAAAUGAAGCACUCUGAUGUCUUUGAAGACCACAUAAUUAUGAACCACAUCCCACGGGCCCAGAUGAAAAUCACCUGAGAGGGCGGCAUAUGUGCGGCACAGCUUUAAGAGACUGCAGACAUGACUGUGGCAUCCCUUGACUAAAUCAAAGCACAUGGUGCACUCCUGCACACAUUGGGCACAUUGUCGCUCUGGUGCAAAGUGUCAAACUGAAAAACUGUGUGGGUUACCUAUUUCACCUUACCUUACUUUUUUAUAUUCCAGUUUUCACCAAGCAAAGCCACUCAUCGAGCGACCUCAGUGGUCAUACAAUAGAUUUCAUACACCAUACUCAACAUCUGUGAAUUGACCUCAGGUGGACGCAGGGCAUAAGGGAAUCUUCAGGGACCUUUUUUUUUUUUCUCAUCAUUUUAAAUAAAGAUUUAAAGCGUUUAUGUUAUUCAUUGUUUUACAUACAUGUUUCGUAUGUAUUUAAUAUGUAUGAACUGACCCUGCUGCUGGAUUCAGAGAAUAUAUAUUUCAUAUUUUAUACUGAGAAGCUGAUUUUUUGACCACAUUUAUAUAUUUAUAUAUAGUCACGUCGGUGGCAGUGCUGUCAGAGAACGUAGCAGUGUGUUACUGUGCCAACAGGAUUUUGUGAUGUGCCAGUCUCUGUCUCUCGUUUGGCAACCUUUUAACUUAAUUCUCACACUCUUGCUGCUAUGUUGGAAAUAAAAGCACAAUUUCCUGUAUGAAUCAUUAAAUGAAUACACUUUCUUUUGUGACUGAAACUAUCAGUCACCAUAUGAUUUCUAUUUAAUGCUACAACGACACUUAAGGUUUUUCAUUACUAUUUUGUUUGCAAAUGUGUUUUUGUAAAUUUAGAUUUUGACUGAUGAGAUUCUUGAUUUAAUAAUAAUGAUUUACUUCUUUUUUUACUUUGCACUACUUUGUACUCAGUAGUAGAUUGUGUUUUAGCUCUCUGAUACACUGCACUUUAUGUGGUUUAUUCAUUUCUGCAAGCUGUUGUGAAAACUACUGUGAGUAAAAAAGGUUACCGACU
Molecule: messenger RNA, 3705 nt
Organism: Seriola dumerili (greater amberjack)
Lineage: Eukaryota; Metazoa; Chordata; Actinopteri; Carangiformes; Carangidae
Gene: prom2
Product: prominin-1-A-like
Exons: 24
Coding region: 192-2741 (849 amino acids)
Cellular component (GO): microvillus; cilium; cell surface
Molecular function (GO): cholesterol binding
Source: RefSeq, a predicted model, not a curated record